Chaetomium globosum CBS 148.51 is the source of this 480-nucleotide messenger RNA. RefSeq lists its product as uncharacterized. The transcript has a single exon. Gene Ontology annotation, cellular component: cytosol; mitochondrion. Bases 1 to 480 code for a protein of 159 amino acids. Gene Ontology annotation, molecular function: deaminase activity. The record is from RefSeq and is a predicted model, not a curated record. Lineage: Eukaryota; Fungi; Ascomycota; Sordariomycetes; Sordariales; Chaetomiaceae.
AUGACGACCCCCAACGGCACAAGUUUCAUCCUCCCCUCCGGGGCGCAGGGUCUCGCCAACUACCCGCACGCCCGCACCAUCGCCAGCACAGCCAAGACAAUCUUUGUCUCGGGUAUCUCUAGCCGGCGAGCCGACGGGACCUUUGAAGGCUGUGAGACCAAGCCCGACGGGACGCACGAACUGGAUUGCGGCGUACAGACGGCGGCGGUGCUGCGUAACAUCCAAACCGUCCUCCGGGGCGCUUCCGAGGGCGUCUGCGGCCUUGAAAACGUGGUCGACGCUACUGUGUUCCUGGUGGAUAUCCCGCGCGAUUAUGCCGCCAUGAACGCCGAGUGGAACAAGAUCUGGCCCGACCGCACCAAGGCGCCGUCAAGGACCUGCGUCCAGGUGGCGGCGCUGCCGAACGAGAAGAUCUUGGUUGAGAUCAAAUGCCAGGCAGUGGUGUCGGAAUGGGCAAAGAAUCCGUGGCAGGAAUUGUGA